CUCUUUCCUUCUCUCUCUCUCUCUCGAAUCGACUGCAGCAGCGAAAAUCGAAUCGGGAGCACCUUCGCGAGGAAGGGAAGGGAAGAAAAAUGGGUUUGCAGAGCCAGCUGAACGACGUCUCCUCCGACUCCAUCCCCCUCCUCCUCCUCGCCCUCGCCGCCACCUGCGUCGCCCACCUCCGCUCCUCCCUCUCCUGCCUCCUCCACUCCCUCGGCCUCCCCGCCCCCUCGACGCCCCCGACCUCGACCUCCACCCCGCCGCCCCCGCCCCCGACGGCGACGGCGGCGACGACGACGCCCGCUUCCUCUGCCCCUCUCGGCUCCAGCCUCGCCGGCCUGAUCGUCCUCGCCGAGCAGCUCAACCUCAACCGGCUCCUCUCCGACCGGUUCUCCGUCCAGGAAGGCGGCGGCGUCGGCGUCGGCGGCGGCACCUGCUCGGAGUGCUGUAUGGUGUGCCUGUGCGGGCUCGGGGAGGGGGACCGCGUGCGGCGGCUGCCGUGCCGACACGUGUUCCACAAGCGCUGCUUCGACGGAUGGCUCGAUCAGCUCAAGUUCGACUGCCCGGUGUGCCGGUCGAAGCUGGUCCCCGACGAGCGCGUGGAGCUCACCGCCCGGCGCGUGGGCGGGGACGUGGCGGCCUUCUUCUCCCCGCGGUGAGGCAGGCGCGCGCGCGCGUCGGUCGGUCGGUGGAGGGGAAAGAGCAGCGACGGUUGCUUCUCGUCGUCAUGAUUACGAUGAUUGAUGAUGAGGGCCGCUUCGGCAAAAUUUCCGUUCGUUUCUCUUUUCUUUUUUUUCCUUUCUUCUUUUGGGUAUUUGCAGUUUUGACCCUAGAUUAACUUCCGUGCCCCUUUUUUCUUUCCCUCGUUUUCUCCUGUUCUUGUUCAUUCCGUAGAUCGAUUUUCCCUUUUUUGUCAGUCAUGUCCUGCCACUGUGAUUUUUGAAGGGCUCGUUCGGAGAUCUUUUCGAACGUCGGUGUAAAUUAUCUGGAACGUGCUCCGCCUGUGAUAAAAGAAGGAAAAUAGGGAGGUAUAUCUUUUUUUGUA
Messenger RNA from Eucalyptus grandis, 1042 nucleotides. Its product is annotated as E3 ubiquitin-protein ligase RHA2A-like. NCBI's taxonomy places the organism in Eukaryota, Viridiplantae, Streptophyta, Magnoliopsida, Myrtales, Myrtaceae. Gene Ontology annotation, molecular function: ubiquitin protein ligase activity. Gene Ontology annotation, biological process: protein ubiquitination. The record is from RefSeq and is a predicted model, not a curated record.